AUGGGAAAAGGAAAACUUAUACUUUUAGCACUAUUAUUAUUAUUUGUAAUUAUUGCGAUAAUAAUAUAUAAGUAUGAUGAUGGAUCAAUUAUGACAAAGUUAGCAACAAUUAAAGAAUAUCAUAGAGAAGGAUGGCUUAAAGUAAUAAGCGAAUGUGGAUUGUUGGUGAAUUUGUUGGAUGAAAAUAAAUUAGAAAUGAUACCAUUAAUGAAGCAACAAAUUGCUGCCGUUGAUUUCAUACGAACAGUUUUACUGGCAUGCAAAGCGCUACAAAAACGUUUAAUUAUCGGAAUCGACAAUGUCGAGAUGAUAAAUAUUACCACUGCGAGUGAUACGGUAGGUAGCAGUAGCAAAAUAAUGGGUGCUCUCACUCCCGAAAGUACCAGUACGAGUGAAAGUGGUAAAGGUAGUGGCGAUGCGGAGAUAAAAGUGAUGACGGAAUCGAAAGAUGGACAAUAUAUUGCAAUUCCGACUAAUGAAGAUGUGAUAAGCAAUGCGGUUGAAGCUCCGGAAUGGGCGUGCAACGAGAAUCAUUCUCCCAAUUACAUAAUUUAUUGUCAGGGUGAACUACUUCAUGCUGUAAUGAUGCUUAACAUUUUCAAAGAUUCUAAAACGUUUGUUGAUAAACCGCUAAGGCGAGAUCCUGCUGAAAUUGCUGCAGAUUUUAAAAAAAAAUUUCCACGUAAUAUCACGGUAAAUGAUCGUGAAGCUGUACGACAAUUUAUUGAUGAAAAUUUUGACGAAGAAGGACAUGAAUUAGAAAAAUGUGACUUAGUGGACUGGGAAGAGCAACCAGAGAAACUUCUAUCAAUAGCCGAUCCACAAUUGCGCCAAUUUGCAUUAAAUGUCAAUUCAAUUUGGAAAAGUUUAUGUCGAACAAUUAAAAAAGAAGUUAUGAAAUAUCCAGAACGACAUUCAUUAUUAUAUGUACCAUAUGAAUUUGUCGUUCCUGGUGGUCGUUUUCGAGAAUUCUAUUACUGGGAUACUUACUGGGUUAUUAAAGGCCUCCUAGCAUCAGGGAUGCAGGAAACAUCACGUCGAAUGAUUCUUAAUUUUGAAUAUUUGGUAAAAACAAUUGGUUUCAUACCGAAUGGCGGUCGAGUGUACUAUUUGCGCCGAUCACAGCCGCCAUUUUUCAUACCAAUGGUUUACGAGUAUUAUAUGGCAACGGAAGAUGAUGAAUUUCUGCGUUCCACAAUGGAUACCAUGGAAAUGGCUAUGUUUCAUUAUCGUGCAGAUAGCAAUGUACCACGACCGGAAUCAUACCGUGAAGAUUAUCAAACAGCUGAACGAGUUGAUCGACAAAGAAGGCGUAAGUUAUGGCGUGAUAUAGCAAGUGCUGCUGAGUCCGGUUGGGAUUUUAGCAGUCGAUGGUUUCAAAACCGGAAAAGUAUGGAUACUAUCGUUACAUCUGACAUCAUCCCGGCCGAUCUGAACGCUUUUAUGUAUUGGAAUAUGAAAAUUCUGGCACAUCUUCAAGGAGAAAUUGGUAAUCUUACUCGGCGUGAUGAAUUGAACCAAGAACGAUCGAAUUUUGUGGAUACAUUUGAGGCAGUCUUUUUUGACACACGCGAAGGUGCAUGGUUCGAUUUGAACGUAAAAACAGGGGAGCAUUACGAUGACGCAUAUCCGUCUUUAGCUGUUCCACUCUUCACCGAAUGUUAUCAUAUGCUAAAUAGUGGUAUGAUGGUUGACGUAUUGGAAACACUUCAACGAAAAGGAUUAUUACAAUUUCCAGGUGGCAUACCGGCAAGCUUAAUGAAAGGCACCAAUCAACAAUGGGAUUAUCCAAAUGGUUGGGCACCGAUAAAUCAUAUGAUCAUCGAAGGACUGCGUAAAUCAAAUAAUCCAACAAUGCAACAACGUGCAUUUGAGAUUGCCAAUAAAUGGAUCAAUCGAAAUUAUGCGCUAUAUCAGAAAGAUCAUAAAAUGUGGGAAAAAUACGACGUUGCAAAAGAGUAUGUACGAGCAGCUAAAGGUGGUGAAUAUGAGAAUCAGUAUGGCUUUGGAUGGACAAAUGGUGUGGUACUUGAUUUACUCGUAACAUUCAGCAAGCGAGCUGUAGUUAAACCAACUGGUGGUAUAACUGAUGUUCAUGGCACCGGACGAUCUGAUACAUCCGGUACCAAUCGAACUCUUCUUACUCGAUAUUUAGAAACAGGAAAAUCUUCCGACCUACUAUGGCGAUUUAUGAAACGAAUUCUAAUCCGAGCAUUGAUCACCUUUUUGAAAUGCAAAAAUCCUGGUAGCAGCGGUAACGCUGCGGAAAUCAAAAGUUUAUGA
Messenger RNA from Acanthocheilonema viteae, 2283 nucleotides. Lineage: Eukaryota; Metazoa; Nematoda; Chromadorea; Rhabditida; Onchocercidae. The record is from the annotation of a GenBank genome assembly.